Messenger RNA from Populus trichocarpa (black cottonwood), 1698 nucleotides. RefSeq lists its product as uncharacterized. The record is from RefSeq and is a predicted model, not a curated record. NCBI's taxonomy places the organism in Eukaryota, Viridiplantae, Streptophyta, Magnoliopsida, Malpighiales, Salicaceae. The coding region runs from base 262 to 1233 and encodes 323 amino acids. The transcript is spliced from 7 exons.
GUCAUUAAAAUCAAAAGAAAGAAAACAAUAGUCACUUGUAUUAAUUUCUUGCAAUCAAACCCCGAUCCACACCACUCAUCGGCGCCCUCCAAAACGGUCUUUAUUUUUUAUUAAAAAAAAAAGAGCACAAAAAUAACUCAUUACUGCAUUUUUUUUUUAUAAAAAAAACACGACUUGGUUGCAGAGCGAUCUAUCGGUUGAUCUAAUAAAAGAAAGAGGAAUAAUUGGAUAUUAUGGCGGGAUGAGGAGGAGGAGGAGGAAAUGGCGAGAGGAGUGAAAUGGGGAUGUUCGUACAAGAGAACCACUCUCUUUGUUUGCUCUAUUAACAUUUUUAUUGCUCUUUAUGUUCUUCGCUCUCUAUAUGCUUCCCUUUAUCUCUACUCCAAUAAUGAUUUUAACAGAGUUGUAGUUGUAAAGUACACACCAGAUCAGAUUAGGAAAAUGGAGGAAUCAAUUCGGAUUCGAAGAGCGAAAGAACCUUUAGAGCUUGUUAAAAUUGUGAAGGAACUUAAGGAAGAGUUUAACAGAGAAGAAACGGUGAUUGAAUUGCCAAAAGAGGUUAAGAAUAAAAUAACUGAUGAGAUUCUGGAGAGAUUGAGAAGCUUAAAUGCGAAUGCGAAUAUCAGUGAGCAGAGAAAUGCUGUUGAAAAGUGGCGGAAAGAAAAACUGCAAGAGGUCAAACUGUUGGCCCGUGAAACAGAGGGGCUGACUUCAUCUAUUUUGAAAGAGGAAGCUGGUAUCCUAGUAAGAGCCUUAGAGUCUUAUUGGGCUGUGCUGUCAGAAAAUAUUGGCCUUUGGGUACCAGCUGAAGUAAUUCACCAGGAACACGAUGAUAAGCCUGAGGGUGAAGAAGAGCCUGAGGAAGAAGUUCUACCUGGCAGGCCACUUCCACCUGAAUGCCAUGCUGAGCUUCAUACUGAUUAUGAUGGUGCUGCUGUUAGAUGGGGCCUUACCCACCAUAAGGAAAGUGCAGCUGACUGCUGUCAAGCUUGCCUAGAUCAGGCAAAAUAUGCAAAGCCUGGUGAAAAGAAAUGCAACACAUGGGUCUAUUGCCCAUCAGAGACAGGGUGCUUUUCGCCGGAUAUCUAUCAACAUAAAAAUCAAGAGUGUUGGCUAAAAUAUGCAGAAAAGCCCAAACUGAAUUUCAAGGAUAGGUAUUCCGACUCAUAUAGAGAUUCCCACCCAAAUGCGCCAUUGAUUGUUCCCUGGGUUUCUGGUGUUGUUAGUGCAUGAUAGAAAGUAACAUCCCAAAUAGUUUGAUGUUAAAUUGCUUGAGCUGCGGUCUUUAUCGUCUUGUGACAAUUUUUAGAAGAUGUGAAGCUGCCUCUGCUGAUACCUUCGAUUAGGCACUCCUUGCAUCCAGAUGUGGUGAAUAUUGACUUCAUUUCAUUUGGUUUUUUUGGAAAGAGAGAACGGGCGAGUAGUGUGAUCCCUCGUUUAAUUGCCAGAAGCAUUUUUUUAACACGGGGUGCGGAAGUCCUGGCGCUAAUGAUAUUAAUAUAGUAUCUGGUGCCCAGACUAGGCAGCCUCUUUUACAGUUAGACAUCAAGAACUUUCUUUAUGGAUUAGCCUGAGAAGAUUGGUUCGGUUCCUUGUAAAAGCGAUGAAAAAUUAAUUUGUUGAAAUGGUAUGCAAAUUUGUAAUCAUCGCAUGCUAUUGAAUUUCUUCAUGGGAAUUAAGAGUUUGUUCUUUGGACUA